Hipposideros armiger (great roundleaf bat) is the source of this 1814-nucleotide messenger RNA. It is a transcript of the gene CERKL, whose product is annotated as CERK like autophagy regulator. The record is from RefSeq and is a predicted model, not a curated record. Gene Ontology annotation, biological process: sphingolipid metabolic process; phosphorylation. NCBI's taxonomy places the organism in Eukaryota, Metazoa, Chordata, Mammalia, Chiroptera, Hipposideridae. Gene Ontology annotation, molecular function: lipid kinase activity. The transcript has 13 exons. Bases 143 to 1768 code for a protein of 541 amino acids.
GGGUCUGUGCGCGCGGUUGCUGUGGCAGCGCCGGACGCCGACUAGAGCCGAGGCUGCCGCUGCCUCCGCUUCCCCCAGUUCCUCCUCGUCCAAAGUCCUCCUUCCCCAGGCCCCUGAGUUCGGCCCAGCCUGUGGCUCCGCCAUGCCUCGGGGCAAGCGGGGCGGCCGCGUGAGCGCCCUGGAGGGCGGCGGGGAGGAGGCGGCGCCCGGGGCGGCGGCCGCGGUGCCCUCCGCGCUCUGGGCGUCCCCGCAGCAGCCCGAGGCGGCGGCGGAGCAGGUUCUGCUCCGGGGCAUCUUCGAAAUCGGGAGGAACAGCUGCGAUGUGGUGCUGCGCGAGCGGACCCUGAUGUGGCGGCCCAUCCAGCCCGAGCGCCCCGCGGGUGAUUCCAAGUUUGACUUACUAUGUAAAGAAGAAUUUAUUGAACUCAAGGACAUCUUCUCUGUCAAACUGAAACGGCGUUAUUUUGCUAAACAGCAGGGAAAUGGUACUUUAUUGGGUAUCACACUCUUCAUCUGUUUGCAAAAGGAACAAAAUAAAUUAAAGGAUUCUACACUUGAUCUUAUUAAUUUAAGUGAAGACCACUGUGACAUAUGGCUUAGAAAGUUCAAGAAAAUUUUGGCAGGUUUUUCCAACAGACCAAAGUCAUUAAAAAUAUUCCUUAACCCCCAAAGCCACAAAAAAGAAGCUACCCAAGUCUAUUAUGAAAAGGUUGAACCACUGUUGAAGAUUGCAGGAAUAAAGACUGAUGUAACAAUAACAGAAUAUGAAGGGCAUGCUGUGUCACUGCUAAAGGAAUGUGAACUACAGGGGUUUGAUGGCGUUGUCUGUGUUGGUGGAGAUGGAUCUGCCAGUGAAGUAGCCCACGCUUUGCUUCUUCGAGCCCAGAAGAACGCUGGCAUGGAAAUGGAUGGCACCCUGACUCCUGUCCGAGCACAGCUUCCACUUGGUGUAAUACCAGCAGGCUCUACUAACGUACUGGCACAUUCUCUUCAUGGAAUCCCUCACGUGGUAACUGCAACUUUGCACAUUAUACUGGGGCAUCUACAACCAGUCGAUGUCUGCACCUUCAGCACCACUGGCAAGCUUCUUCGCUUUGGCUUCUCAGCCAUGUUUGGCUUUGGUGGAAGAACUUUGGCUCUGGCAGAAAAACAUCGAUGGAUGUCCCCUAACCAACGGAGGGAUUUUGCUGUAAUUAAGGCACUGGCACAACUUGAGCCAGAGGACUGUGAAAUAUCAUUUUUGCCAUUUAACAGUUCUCAGGAUUUACAACAAAGGAGGGCACAGGGAUCUCCCAAAUCUGACUGUGAUGAUCAGUGGCAGACAAUCCGGGGCCAGUUUCUGAAUGUCAGCAUUAUGGCAAUUCCUUGCCUGUGUUCAGUGGCCCCUAGAGGUUUGGCACCUAAUACCAGGUUAAAUAAUGGCAGUAUGGCUCUUAUAAUUGCACGAAACACUUCUCGACCAGAAUUUAUAAAACACCUGAGAAGAUACGCCAGUGUUAAAAAUCAGUUCAAUUUUCCAUUUGUUGAGACUUAUACUGUUGAAGAAGUAAAAGUUUACCCAAGGAAUAAAACCAGUGGACGCCAUCCAGAGGAAGAGGAUCAGCUGCAUGAAACUGCUUCAGAAAAGAGUUUCCCUUGGAAUGUAGAUGGCGAUUUAAUGGAAGCUGCAUCAGAGGUCCAUGUUAAAUUGCACCCAAGACUUAUCAAUCUUUAUGGAGGAAGCAUGGAAGAAACGAGUGAUUCUAAAGUAACAUGUAACUGUUUAUAACAUGUACAAACUAGAAUAUUAAUAUGAAGGAAUAUGGUAAUGUUUU